Platichthys flesus (European flounder) is the source of this 3389-nucleotide messenger RNA. RefSeq names its product PDZ domain-containing protein 7-like. Bases 577 to 3219 code for a protein of 880 amino acids. Lineage: Eukaryota; Metazoa; Chordata; Actinopteri; Pleuronectiformes; Pleuronectidae. Gene Ontology annotation, biological process: auditory receptor cell stereocilium organization; sensory perception of sound. Gene Ontology annotation, molecular function: protein binding. Gene Ontology annotation, cellular component: plasma membrane; stereocilium tip; stereocilia ankle link complex. The record is from RefSeq and is a predicted model, not a curated record. The transcript has 18 exons.
GUAACCGUGGUAACCGGCACCAUGUGACUUCCCAGCUCUUAACUGGGUCAAGACUGAGCUAAAUAAAAACCAGUAAAUCCUUUUUCUCAACUGCGGAGACAAACCACUGCGAGUUUCUCUGUGAAGCUCAACACAUAAGAUAAGAUAUGAGAUAAAAGAUAUAAGUUAAGGUAAGAUAAGAUAAGAUAAAUUAGAUAAACUAAACACUUGUUACAGCAGCAGAUGAAGUAAACAAGAGAACAAACAGAAGUAUAAAAAUAGAAUAAAAAAUAAUUAUAUCCCAGACAGAGAAUUUGUCCAAAGCUUUGCUGAAUGAGACUUUUAGACGUGUGUGUGUUUACAAACUGCUGCUGUGUCUCUGAGACCCUGACAGGUGAGAGACAUGCAACAUGGGCCGGGAUGGAGAGAGUCACACGUCACGUCGCACAACAACCUGCGAGGUUCCAGGACACACGAAGCUGCCUGAGGAUCCCCGUCCUGCUGCUCUAUGCUGCUGUAGACGCCUCGGCCCGGAGCAGUGUGUGUGCGAGUGUGUGAAAGGGGACCCCCCCCACCCCCCCACCCCGCCUGUCCUCCAUGGCUCACUCGUCAGACCCGUCCCGCCGGGAGAAGACCCCCGGCCCUCAGGGGUCGCACACCGCCACACGCAACCUCCUACGGAAGAAGGAGCAGCGGCGGCGUGGAAACCGGUCGUCCUCGCCCAUGGGCCGGGUCAUCCUCAUCAACUCCCCGGUGGACGGUGGAGAUGACAGCGAGGACCUCCACACCAUCACUGUGGAUAAGAGCGUGGACGGGAAGCUGGGCUUCAGCGUGCGCGGCGGCUCCGAGCACGGCCUCAGCAUCUUCGUCAGUAAGGUGGAGGACCACAGCACCGCGGAGGAAGCGGGUCUGCUCGUGGGCGACAAACUGGUGGAGGUGAACGGCAUCAGCCUGGAGAGCAUCACCAUGAGCAGCGCCGUGAAGGUCCUGACGGGGAACAACCGGCUGAGGAUGGUGGUGAGACGAGUCGGCAAAGUCCCCGGCAUCCGCUACUCCAAAGAGAAGACCACCUGGGUGGACUUGAUUCACAGGCGGAUGGUGGUGGAGGAGAGCGGGCGGACGCCGUCGGAGGCCAGCUCCGGCAGCGCCCUCCAGAGGAUCGUGCACCUGUACACCACCUCAGAUGACUACUGCCUCGGCUUCAACAUCCGGGGGGGGAAGGAGUUCGGUCUGGGAAUCUACGUCUCCAAGCUGGAUCCCGGAGGUCUGGCCGAGCAGAACGGAAUCAAGAUGGGGGACCAGAUCCUGGCGGCCAACGGCCUGAGCUUUGAGGACAUCAGCCACAGCAGCGCGGUGGAGGUGCUGAAGAGCCACACCCACGUCAUGUUGACCAUCAAGGAAGCAGGACGAUACCCUGCCUACAAGGAGAUGGUGGCUGAGUACAGGUGGCUCAAUAAGUUGGCCAACGGUCCCCAGAAGUCCUCGUCCCAGGGAUCAGACUCCAACUCGUCUCUGUCCUCUCUGUCCUCCGGGACGCCGGUCAGCUCUCUGAGCGGCCUGUCGCAGGUCAUGUUCCCCCCCAGCCUGCCGUUCGGCUCGGACAUGGUGGACGUCUCCAUCUCCACCGAGAACCAGAGGUUUGAGUCAGAGCGAACCGAGACCGCCAUCCAGACGGACCUCCCCCCUCAGAGGACGGGUGCAGACACCACCCGCAGCCUGGGACGCACCACCCUGCUCAAAGACACGUUGAUCCGCGGAGAGGAGGCCAGCGGGAGGAGGGAAUCCCCCAAGACGGCCAUGCUGCUGGCUCUCAGCAUGCCGAGCCGACUCAUCAGCCGGUCGCAGAGCCAGGUCACCGUGGCAGAGAUCACACAGAAGAAAGAGAAGAAGCAGAAAGGGAAGGAGCCGGAGGAGAAGAGCACCCUGCAGCGCUCCAGGACCUUCGUGAACCUGCUGCUCAGGGCCCGGCGCAGGAGAGACGCCUCCAGGGGGCGCUCCAAGUCCCCGUCCACAGACAAGACAGGCAAAGAGGGUCGAAAGCUCGGUGCGAUGCCGAAUCCAGAGAUGCUGCGGGUGGUGGAGGACAUGGCGCGCCGACUGCUGCCCGAGGAGGAGGUGGCUGCUGUGAUUGCAACGUGCCGGCGGUACACAGCAGAGCGGUCGGUGGAGAACCUGAUACGCCACCUGCUGGCCGUGCUGGACCGGCCGGAGAAGCUGCUGCUGCUGAGGGAGGUCAGGAUGCUGCUUCCUCCGUCUGACCUGAGUCUCUUCAACAACAUGGUGACUCCCAUUGAAGUCGAGGCUUACGAUAUCCUCAAGUAUCGUUCAGUUCGAACUCCUCCUCUUCGCUGUUCCACGUCUGGUCGAGCUCCCAAACGCCGACUCAUCACUCCCAUCCCAGAUUACCGAGGAGGCUUUGAGCUCCACAGCGCUGAGGAGGUGGAGAAGGAGAGCCACCUGCUGGAGGAGCUGGAGAAGCUCAGCCUGUCGGGGCCCCGGCGUUCCAAAGAGAGGCCCCCCCGCACCUCCUCGUCCUUCACGCCGCUGCUGGACAUCCCGGUGGACGGAUACACCGCGGCCCCCGGGGAGCUGGGACCCGGCUCGGCCAGUCCCCUGCCCCCCAACUGGCUGUUGGCCCACAACGACAACCCCCGCCCCCCCCUCCGAACCGACAUCGGCACCAUCCGCUCGGUGCACUUCGACGAGGUGUCGCUCCACUCGGCCUCCGACAGGGCGGACACAGAGCGGGGACGGCCCCCGUUCAGGAACAGCCACCCUAAAGGUCAACAGGAGCAGAGUGGAGGCCGGGGUCGAGACACCGUGUUCACGCUGCCGAGCGGCGCCCGCAGGAGUCGACCGCUGCUGUCGCAGGUGUUUGGUUCGAGUCCCGAUCAGAAAGUGGGGACCGAGCAGAUGAACGGACUCCACGGCUCGGACGCUGAACCGGAGUACCAGCUCCAAACUGUCAGCAUCUCCAAGACCAAACAGUCGCUGGGCAUCAGUAUAUCUGGAGGGAUGGAGUCAAAGAUUCAGCCGGUGGUGAAGAUCGAGAAGAUCUUUCCUGGAGGAGCCGCCUCCACCUGUGAAGUGCUCAAGGCUGGAUUCGAGCUGGUGUCGGUGGAUGGCGUCUCCCUUCACGCGGUGACACAUCCUCACGCGGUCGACAUCAUCCGGAAAGCCUUCAGCAACAAGGCCAAAGACCCCAUGGUGUUCGUGGUCAAAGUCCCCAAACCCGUCUGAGAGAGGACGGAGAGGCACAUGGAGAACUUAGAUCAAAACCCAGAGGGAGACGGGAAACUUGAACACGCCGCUGACCAGGGACUAGGGACCAUGGACCAGGUACCAGGGACCAGGGACCAGAGACCAGAGACCAGGGACUAGAGACCAGAGACCAGGGACCAGGGACCAGU